UUAUCUCUUCAACUAUGAAUAUAGCCAGGGAUCAUCCCGAGUUCCUGACCUUAUAAUUUCAGCCCAACCCAGCCCGAUCCUACCUAUUAUAUAAAUAUACUUAUAUACAUGAAUGAACAAUCAUAUUUGCAAAUUGAAAAUCCUUUGCUACUUAGCCACUAGGCAUGUUGCUCAUAAUAAUUCCAUUCCUUGCUAUACUCUCUUUUGUAGUAAUAUCUUUCCUCCUCCUAAACCCUAAAAAGAAUGAGCCCUUUCAUCCUCCACCCGGACCUAAAGGGAUCCCCAUCAUCGGAAACCUACACCAAUUCGACACCUCGAACCCCCACGUAUACUUCGCCAAUCUAGCCAAGACCCACGGGCCGAUCUUGAGCAUACGGUUAGGAUCCAUACCCGUUGUUGUGGUUCAAUCAGCCAAGCUCGCGAAAGAGGUCCUUCAAACACAAGACCUCAACUUUUGUAGCAGACCGCCUUUGGUUGGUAUCCAAAAGCUAAGUUAUAAUGGUUUAGACAUAGCUUUUGCACCAUACGGUGAGUAUUUUAGAGAAGCCAAGAAGAUAAGUGUUGUUCAUCUAUUUAAUUCUAAGAGAGUGGAUUCCAUGGCUCCUAUUCGCCAAGAAGAAGUUUCUAGAAUGAUUAAGAAGAUUUCAUCCCUUUCUUCUUCUUCGGAAAUUGUUAACUUGAGUGAAUUGCUAAUGAGUUUUUCAAGUUCUAAUAUCUGCAGAGUUGCUUUUGGCAAGAGGUAUGAAGAUGAGGAAGGAUCAAGGAGCAGAUUUCAUAGCCUCCUAAAUGAAGCUCAAGCCUUGUUCACAAGCUUUUUCUUUAGUGAUUAUUUCCCUUCAAUUGGAUGGCUUGAUAAAUUAAAUGGACAAUUUUCUAGACUUGAUAAAACAUUUAAAAUUUUGGAUGCGUUUUAUGAAGAGAUCAUAAAUUACCAUCUUGACCCUAACAAGCCAAAAUCUGACGAAGAGGAUUUUAUUGAUGUUCUACUACACCUCAAGAAAGAGCGCUCUUUUGAUAUCACCUUGGAUCACAUCAAAGGAAUGUUAAUGAAUGUAAUUGUAGGGGGAACUGAUACAACCUCCGCAAUGGUAAUUUGGGCAAUGACCGAAUUAAUGAAGAAUUCAAAUUCAAUGAAAAAAGUACAAGAAGAACUCAGGAAUGCCGUUGGAAACAAGGGCUACAUCAACAACGACGACCUCAAAGAGCUUGAAUAUUUCAAGGCAGUGGUAAAAGAAACAUUUAGACUACACCCUGUAGCUCCUUUGCUAGUUGUACGUGAAACAAUCCGAAAAAGUACCAUACAAGGGUAUGAUAUUCUACCUAAAACGUUAGUAUACGUGAAUGUGUGGGCUAUUGGCAGAGACCCUAAAAUUUGGAAAGAAUCGGAGAAAUUCAUGCCAGAAAGGUUUUUGGGAAGCUCGAUAGAUUUUAAAGGAUAUGACUUUGAACUAAUUCCGUUUGGAGCUGGAAGAAGGAUAUGCCCUGCCUUGCUUCUUGGUGUUUCUAACAUGGAACUCGCACUUGCCAAUUUGUUGUACUCUUUUGACUGGGAAAUGCCUGUUGGUUUAAAGAAGGAAGAUAUCGACCUUGAUAUGCUCCCCGGCAUUGCUAUGCAUAAAAAAGUCCCAUUAUGCCUUUUGGCGAAAAAUCAUUUUCAAAAUUAAAUAAGUUGUAAAUUAACGAUAAACGACUAUUAUUUUGAAAUUACAAACUUAUAAAUAAAGUAGGUGUUGCAUUA
Messenger RNA from Spinacia oleracea (spinach), 1738 nucleotides. Its product is annotated as 6,7,8-trihydroxycoumarin synthase. NCBI's taxonomy places the organism in Eukaryota, Viridiplantae, Streptophyta, Magnoliopsida, Caryophyllales, Amaranthaceae. The coding region runs from base 165 to 1664 and encodes 499 amino acids. The record is from RefSeq and is a predicted model, not a curated record. Gene Ontology annotation, molecular function: heme binding; iron ion binding; oxidoreductase activity, acting on paired donors, with incorporation or reduction of molecular oxygen. The transcript is spliced from 3 exons.